Osmerus eperlanus (European smelt) is the source of this 1887-nucleotide messenger RNA. Its product is annotated as golgin subfamily A member 6-like protein 22. The record is from RefSeq and is a predicted model, not a curated record. The transcript is spliced from 8 exons. NCBI's taxonomy places the organism in Eukaryota, Metazoa, Chordata, Actinopteri, Osmeriformes, Osmeridae. Bases 381 to 1754 code for a protein of 457 amino acids.
GAGGUAGGCUAAGGUGUUAUAGAAAGGAUUUCGUGCGAUUAUAGUUUUUUUGCUUUUGUGUAUGUCUUCUGCUGCAAAAGAGACGACAAGCGCAAACCACCCGACACCAAGUUUUUGCUGGACCUCUACGGAAGAUUGUGCAGCAACACCAUGACAGAGUCCUGUUUCUCUUCCGUCCCUCGUGAAGACCUAUCACAUUACUUCGUCAAUAUUUAAUUCAUUGCGCCGUUGACAAGACUCUACUUGUGUCAUACAGACAGUAGUGGUUACUCACUGUACAGGUAACGAAGAAAACAGGUCAUAACUACGAAUUCCAUCCCUUUUAAAGAAAUUUCGGGACCGAAAUUACCAGGUGAAAACAGACUAAACCGGGUGUAAACAUGGCGCUGAGAGCUAAGUCCCACGGCGACCUACAAACUCUUUCUUCACCCGGAUGGAAGCAAUCUAUGGACAGCAGACUAUAUAAGUCAUUUUCACUCAGCAACGGCAAUGACAAUGGAGGAGGAGGGCCGAAGUUUGGGACGGAGGCGUCAAGGGACGGAGCAGAGGAGGGGGUGAUUAAGGGCCACUCCAGACCGUUACGGAGGCCUGUGCGGGCAGUUCGACCACUCAGCGCCCUGAGCGCCAGCGGUUCCUUCCUCCAGAUCAACCACCUACAAGGGGAGCUGGUGAGGAAGAGGAAGGAAUGUGAGGAUCUAAGGAAAGAGAACAAGUACUUGUCUAAUGAGAUUCACAUGGAAAGAAUCAUGAUGAGGACAGAGAACGAGCUGACCAUGAGGAACCUGAGGAACCUCAACCAGGAGCUCCAGGCCCAGGUCAAGGAGUUGAAGCAGAAGGUGUAUUUUAGCCAACAGAGGGCGACAUUGUGCUCCCGGGCCGCAGAUGAGGCGGAUAUGUCUCGGGGUGAAGCAGAGACGAGCCGGGCCCUGGCAGAAGCACGGGCGCUGGGAAGCAAUCAGGAAAGGGAGCAGGCACAGGCUGGCAUGAACAAGCUCAGUGAGGAACUGCAGCAACUCAAAAAAGAGCACACAGAUGUUCAGCUUCUACUGGCCAAAACGGAAAAGAACUACUUUGAGACCAAGCUGAAACUGGACAGGGUGUCUGGGGAGAAACACACUCUAUUGGGGGAAAACCAGAGCUUGGAGGGUGAGAGGAAUGAGCUCAGGCACAAGCUGAGACAACUGACUGAAGAGAAUGUGAAGAUCAAAGAAAAAGAAGUAAGCACCAGGAGGCGGGCCUUGACGUCCGAGGAGCAGAGAGAAAGGGCGGAGAGAGCUCAGCUGGAGGCCGACCAGGAGCGCCGUGUGGCCGAGAGGGAGAGGCAGGAGCGCACGGCCGAGUGUCUGGGCUGGAGGGAGAAGCACCAGAACCUGACGGACAUCUUCAGAGCUCAGGAGGACCUGAAGUCUCAGCGGCAGAACAAAGCUUGUCAAGCCAAUAUAAAGAGCUAUUUUCUGUGCAUGACUGAGAGUGACCAGAGAGUGAAAAUUCUGAAAAAUCAGGAUGGCACUCCAAGGAAUUUUACAGAAGGGGACCCUGUGUACAUCUCCACACCUGAGCCUGGGGUUGAGGAUGCCGACAGGAGCCCGUCCAGGACCAUGCUCAGGGUCACUGCCCCACGUGUGGGUAAGGACCAGGGCCCUUCCCACUUCUCAGAUCUCGCUCCUAUGGCAGGGGACAUGCAUGAGGCCAGCCCCACACGGAGAGGCAGGAAGGUGGUCGAGUACUUCUGGAUACCCACCGAUGAGGAAUGAUGGAAUAUUAUGCCCCUGGUUCGUUAACACUAAAGAUACUGAAACUAAAUAAUGGAACUAACUAAACGAGUUUUUGUAACCCAGUGUCUACCGCUUUCCUUGUUGAACUUGAAAUAAAAUUGUUUACAUGUAA